UCUUCCCUCCAGCUCUCGGACAUGGGAAAUUACCGAUGUGUGGCCUCAGUCAACGGAUCUGAAUUUUUCUCCGAAGAGGCUUAUCUGCAGUUAGAAGGCCUCCCCUUUUUCUCCGAGGAACCCCAAGACCUGGAGGUCACGGCCGGUACCCUGUUCAACCUCAGCUGUGGAGCCCAGGGACCCCCCGAACCGGUCUUGGUGAUUUGGUUGCAGGACAGCGUACCCCUCAACUCCUUGGCGGACCUCCUGGCAGAGACCCCCUCUGUGCUGGGGGUGAGAGGUGAGUCAGUUCACGCCACGCCGCAUUCAACCACAGCUCGUCCUGGACUUGCAACCAGAGUUUUGGAGGGUGUGACAAAUUACAACCGUAGCUUAAAG
Molecule: messenger RNA, 378 nt
Organism: Notechis scutatus (mainland tiger snake)
Lineage: Eukaryota; Metazoa; Chordata; Lepidosauria; Squamata; Elapidae
Source: RefSeq, a predicted model, not a curated record